Siniperca chuatsi (mandarin fish) is the source of this 2566-nucleotide messenger RNA. RefSeq names its product 3-hydroxyanthranilate 3,4-dioxygenase (gene haao). The coding region runs from base 108 to 971 and encodes 287 amino acids. Gene Ontology annotation, biological process: 'de novo' NAD+ biosynthetic process from L-tryptophan; quinolinate metabolic process. Lineage: Eukaryota; Metazoa; Chordata; Actinopteri; Centrarchiformes; Sinipercidae. Gene Ontology annotation, cellular component: cytoplasm. Gene Ontology annotation, molecular function: 3-hydroxyanthranilate 3,4-dioxygenase activity; iron ion binding. The record is from RefSeq and is a predicted model, not a curated record. The transcript has 10 exons.
UUUUGGACUUUCAGUGUCAGUCAGAUUGUUUAAACUAAUCAGACUGGUCAGAGGAGCUUAAUACUGCAACAAAAAGUCAGUUCAAAUCAGUCCAGUCAGAAUCAAAAAUGAGCAACAGACCUGUUCUUGUGAAUGUGGAAAACUGGAUUGCAGAGAACCAGAAUGCUUUUCUGCCUCCAGUGUGUAACAAGCUCAUGCACUUUUCCCAGUUGAUUAUCAUGUUUGUUGGAGGUCCUAAUACCAGGAAGGAUUAUCAUAUAGAGGAAGGGGAGGAGCUGUUCUUCCAGCUGAAGGGGGACAUGUGUCUGAAGGUGAUUGAAAAUGGCAAACACAAGGAUGUGCACAUCAAGGAGGGAGAGAUGUUCCUGCUGCCUGCUCGGAUCCCCCACUCCCCCCAGAGACAGGCCAACACUGUGGGACUGGUGGUGGAGAGGAGACGGCUGCUGACUGAGACUGACUGCCUGAGGUACUAUGUGGACAACACCACUGAUACCCUGUUUGAGAAAUGGUUUUACUGCCAGGAUCUCGGAACCCAACUGGUGCCAGUAAUCAAAGAGUUCAUGGCAUCAAAACAGUGUAAAACAGGAAAACCUGAUCCAAAUGAAGUCUUCAGAGAGCCUCCGUUCCAGAUGAACACCAUGAACGUGAUGUUACCCUUCUCCUUCAAAGACUGGGUGGACAAACAGAGGCCGUCCCUGGCCAACGGCGGGCCCAUCGACAUGUUCGGAGCUCCGUUUGAGACAGAGGCAAUGGUGUUUGGACCUGGGCAGACAGAGACGUCAGUACGACAAAGUGACGUGUGGAUCUGGCAACUGGAGGGAUCCUCAAGAGUAACUAUGAAUCAGCAUGAGUUCACACUUUCUGCAGGAGACAGUUUACUCAUUUCUGAACAGAGCCAGUACCAGUGGCAGAGAGAUGAGGGGACCGUUGCCCUGUUUGUGGUCCAAAACCCUGAGCGGAAGAGACCCUGAGCAUCACUGCCAAUUCACACAAACACAUUAAAGUGGCAAUCUUGAAGAUUUUCAUUAAAAUAAAUGUCUGUUAAGUCACUAUCUAUCGCCAAAUGUGGUAACAAAAUGGUGAUUGAGCCUAUGCCCCACUGAUGAAAUUAUAUUAAAGUCAAUUGCAGUAUUAUGAACUGGGUGUCUGUGGCGACAUUCUCGGAAAAAAUGCUGUAUUAAGUUACUGCUAAUGCAAGCCGAACAUUUCCUACUGCUGCAGCUUCACAUUAAAAGCAUUUAACACGAGAUGACUUUUAUUAUGAAGCAGUCACAGGAAAUGCAAUGAUAGUCAAUGUUUUGUUUGUGAGCUUGACACUGACUGCUAUCGUUCGGAACUAGAAGGAGCAGCCACUGUGAGCUGUUAGAUGAAGAGCUGCAGGCGACAGGAUGCGCACCUCCAACUUCUCAGCGAGGUAACCACCUCCUUUCACUCUGCCCUGCUGUUAGCAGACUCAAGCCAUGUGCAGCAUAAAGUCAGAUCACGGUUGCUCACAGAAUGAUGGAAAAAUCCAGUUAUUGCCUGAUUUCUUUAUUAAAACGACAAUAGUUUGUUUUGCUGCCCCCAGAAUUUUGUGACCUGUAGAAUUAAACCGCAUUUGCUGUUACAACCAGUUAGGGCUGGCUUGGGUGAGUCCUGAACCAUCCCUUAGUUAUGCUGCUAUAGGCCUAGACUGCCGGGAGACUUCCCAUGAUGCUUUUUCCUCCUCUCCCUCUCCAUCUGUAUGCAUCUUUAUCCCAUUACUGCACGUUACUAACUCGACAUCUUCUCUCUGCUGUAGUUUUGUGCUUUCUCGUCUCUCUCCUCUCCUGUUACAGCAGGUAUUGUUGCCUCUGGAGUCUGGAUCUGUGGUUGUGGGCCACCUGCUGCCCCUGUGUUCCUGCUUGACAACUGCUACUAGUCUUAUUACUAUCAUUAUUAUUCCUAUCACUAUCAUUCCUUUUAUUUUAUUAAUAUUACCACUACCAUUACAUUAUCAUUAUUUUUAUAAUUUGCAUUGUGCCCCCCCCAACCCAAUCUGAUUCUGCCCGAGGUUUCUGCCUCUUAAAGAAAGUUUUUCUUUACCACUGUUGCCAAGUGCUUGCCCAUAGUGGUAUUUGUUGGGUCUCUGUAAAUAAUAUUAUAAAGAGUACGGUAUAGACCGGCUCUUUAGGAAAAGUGCAGUGAGAUAACUACUGUUGUGAAUUGGCGCUAUAUAAAUAAAAUUGAAUUGAAUUGAACUAGGUGUUGCCAAAUCAACCAGGACUGAAAGCUUUCAUUCAUUCAUUUAGGUUGGAAACUUCUGUUAUGUGUUAAUGAAAGUGAACACUGGGCUCAAUGUUCAUUUCAGUAUUGAUAAACACCACAUAGCCGCCGACAUACAUGGCUCAGGAGGUAGAGUGGGUUGUCCACUAAUCAGGGUUGGCGGUUCAAUCCCUGGCUUCUCCUGUCCACAUGUGUAUGAAUGAGAGGCACAUUGUAAAGCGCUUUCUCCUUUAAGGUAGAAAAGUGCUAUAUAAGUGCAGUCCAUUUACCUUAUCUUUAUUUAUGAGAGAAAUCAAAUAAAUAAAUAUCUGUAGUGAUAAAA